UUUUUAGUGCACUGCAGAUCUGGGAGAUUCCCUUGUGGCAUAAUGUGGGAGGAAUAAGCAGCAGGCCGCCCCUGACAGGGACUGCACCCUCCACACUGCCUGGGGUUUAAAGGAGGAAGCAGCAGCGUUUUCUCCAUAACACACGCACAGAGAAAAUGAGCCUGAGUGACAAAUCAAAGGCUUGCCACAUUGGACGUCUAAAGUCCCAGCCAUCCGUUAAUGAAGUGCCAUCAGGCACAAUACAGUCUGAUUUGCGCAGGCAUUACUACACGAUCAGUACGUCCAUGUCCGCUGCCGUGGUGGAACAGAUCGCCUACCUCCUCUACAGUGCUCGGAUUCUCACCCAGCAUGAACUCAAUGUCGUCGUCUCCAGGACAGAAAUGCUUUCCAAGGCGUCUGAGCUACUUUCUGCUGUCAUCCGGAAAGGACAAAAAGCCUGUGGCAUCUUUCUCCAGGCCCUUAAAACGUGUGACCCACAUCUCAGUGAACAACUCGGCCUAGAACAAGCUAAUUAUUCCGGCAAAAUGUCACCAGUCUCAUUACUGAAGCCACCUUCACACACACCCACCCCAGUUGUGUGCAACAUCAGCAUCUGCAACUCAAAUCUGAACAACUGCACGUUUGGAUCUGGUAACAAUGUGUCUGUGACAACAACUAUGCCUUUAUCCAACCUCAACCACAUUGAGGAGCCACCCAUGAAGUCAGAUGAGGAAUAUGGAAAUUGCGAUGAUGCAGCAUCCGACUCCCACAUGUGCAGUGUUGCCGAAGACACGGACACAAACAGCACAGGAACCAUCCAGACCGACAUAGCAAUUGUCAGCUCCAGGUUAACAAACGUGACUGUUGGAGAAAGUAAUGUGCUUACAAUGGUGGAGGAACUCAGCAAUGAAGAGGAACUGGAAGGAGAGUUGGAAGAACAUGACUGCAAGGAGAAAGUACACAAUGAACAAUCGAUAAAGACACCGGAAGCUAAAUGUGGUGUACAAAAUUGAAUACAGCAGGAUGUAAUUCCGUGGGAGAGUGAACUGCUGGAUGGGGGCAGGUCCAGUGAAUGCCACCGGUUGGUACUGUACAGAGAGCUCAGCAAUCUACAAACGAUGGCUUGUUUACCUUCACAAUUCAAUCUUAUUAUAACCCGCUCGGUGAAAAGUGAUUUUCUAUUAUUUCUCAAAAUCUCUGUUAUCUUUGCAAGGCUUUUCAAAGUCACACAACUGAGAGUGUUGAUAGUAAACUGAUCUUACUCAAACACCCAAUUCUCUAUCCCAGACGGUUACAGUUAGGAAGUAUAUUCAUCGCUAACUAAAGUAGAUACAUAUUUGGGCGCAAGGAUAUUGAGUGAUUAACUGCAGGAACUGCAGAUGAAUCCAUGAAAGGACACAAGGUGCAGGAGUAACUGAGCAGGUCAGGCAGCCUCU
Amblyraja radiata (thorny skate) is the source of this 1415-nucleotide messenger RNA. RefSeq lists its product as uncharacterized. Gene Ontology annotation, biological process: regulation of apoptotic process. The transcript is spliced from 6 exons. The record is from RefSeq and is a predicted model, not a curated record. The coding region runs from base 156 to 992 and encodes 278 amino acids. Lineage: Eukaryota; Metazoa; Chordata; Chondrichthyes; Rajiformes; Rajidae.